This is a messenger RNA of Brienomyrus brachyistius, 2992 nucleotides long. Its product is annotated as ELMO domain-containing protein 1-like. The record is from RefSeq and is a predicted model, not a curated record. Gene Ontology annotation, molecular function: GTPase activator activity. NCBI's taxonomy places the organism in Eukaryota, Metazoa, Chordata, Actinopteri, Osteoglossiformes, Mormyridae. The coding region runs from base 210 to 1193 and encodes 327 amino acids. The transcript is spliced from 12 exons.
AAACAUAGCUCGACGACGACAUAAUUUUUUCUUUGAGGAAAAAAGUGGGACGCUUGAGUUGGAGGCCCCGCAUCGGAUCCUGUGGGCUCUCAUGGAGGAAAAGCAAGCACCGACCAGGGAUUAAACGCACGCCACGGCGCACCGCUCUCACGAGGCAUAGACCAUCAUUCAGUGAAUUUUUGUAUGAUAAAUCACGAAGAAGAGACAAAAUGAAGCAUUUUUUAAGGACACUUACGCAGUUUUUUAUGUUCCUGUACUGCAAAUUUCUGUGGAGGACGUUGAAGUUCGUGACCCGAAAGGUCACGGGACGGUGUGAGAUGCAGCGCAUCUGUUACAACAACAAACCGGGCGCCCACCGGACCUUGAAGAUAGAAUCAUCUCUCAAGUUCUCCAAGAGUGGGCUCCUGCAGUCUGCCGUCAAUGUCCAUGCAGACUCUGUUGAGAAGACCAUAGAUGACAUUAUGGCCUUAAAAAUGAUCAACCCUGACACAAACCCACAGCUGGCCGUCUCUCUUCAGGCCAGCCUCUACCAGAUUGUGGGCUACAGGAGCCUAGUGGUUGAGGUGGAGAAGCUGCGAAGAGACCCAUACGACUGUGAGAACCCUGAUCAUGAGGAAAUGCUGCUGAAGUUGUGGAGGGCACUUCGUCCCGAAUCUCCUCUGAGUGGACGCAUCUCCAAGCAGUGGUGUGAAGUCGGUUUCCAAGGCAGUGACCCCAAGACUGACUUCAGGGGAAUGGGGAUCCUGGGCCUGCACACUCUUCUGUACUUCGCUGAACAUGACAAGGCCAGUGCACUGCAGGUCCUCCAUGACUCACUGCAGCCCAGGUCCAGCCAGAUGAGCCAAGCAGAGUCGGAGAGGAAGAAGUCCGAUAAGGCCAUUGGGUACUCCUUUGCCAUUGUGGGCAUCAACAUCACCGAGCUGGCCUACUCCCUCCUGGUGAGUGGUGCCCUGAAGACACACCUCUACAAUGUGGCACCAGAGAUGCCGAGUCUGGUUCAUUUUCAACAGACUUUUUGUUACCUCAUGCAGGAGUUUCACAGGUUCUGGAUUGAGGAGGACCCCUGUGACAUCAUGGAAUUCAAUCGCGUGCGCAAGAGGUUCCACAAGCGGGUGCAGAGACAGCUGAGGAACCCUGACAUGGCCCUGUGUCCCCACUUUGCUGCCUCUGACCUACACCUGGUUAACCUAUAGUCAGCACACAGCCUCAAGCCUUCGGCUUACCUCUCCAACACCCCGCCCACCGCUCUCCUCUUUGAGCGACAUCACGCUACUGCUAGCCUCUCACUUAGCCUCUGCCCUCUGACGCUGCCCUUAGAAAAUCAUCAUGACCAAUGACCGUGACAAUUGUACACCACAGUGCUGCCUCAAAUUAUUAUUAUUAUUAUUAUUCAGGAUUCUUUGACCACUGAGAUUUCAUAAAAAGAGAAAUAAUGUCUAAGAUUUACAUAUCCUGGAAUAUUAUGUUAUGUUGAUUCAGUACAGAACUAUUGGCAGACAGCAGUAAAUAUUGAAUCAAUCAAAAGCAAACAUUAACGUCGGGUAAAAUGACAGCUCUUAAUAUGGCUGAAAUUGAGGCCGUUUUCCAUCUGAGGGAAAAAGGGUGAUUAUACAAGAGAAAUCGUCACAACAGAGUAGGCAGUUUAUCAUACAAAUAGGCAGAGAAGGGUGCAUGUAUGCAAAACAGAAAGUUAUACUUCUUUAUGUGAGCGAGCAGGGAUGCUGGAAGCAUCAGAAGAUCAAGAUCAAGCGAAGAUGAAGAACGUAGGUUCCCAAUCCACUAACAUCAGGCACAUAGCAUACUGUCAUGUCUAAGCCAAUCACAUAUUUGCGACCAGCUACUGAGCCAAUAGCGUCGUCUGAAGUCUGCGCGAAUAACAUCAUCCGUUCUGUACUAAAUAGAUGAAAGGACGCUGUAACGUGCAUUUCAAAAUGACGCUGUGUCUGCCAAAAAAUAUUCUGAAGUCAAGAAAGUACCAGCGCUGAAUGAGUCCUUCGCGAAUGUUUGUUUAAUACAUCUCUAAUUUUGUUUGCAGCAACGCAUUGCUGAAAAUGAUUGUGACGACUCUUCCGGUUUAUUGGCCAAAAUAAUAACUCAAAGUCUGGUUGACACGUUAAUUCUGAAUUCAGCACCUCGAUAUUGUGAUACGCUGCUUUCCUUAUUUCUCAUCCUCAGAACCCUGUACGAGGUUUAGUACAUCACAGUACACUGCAUUACCAGGAUUUCCGAGGCAUUCUCUUAAGACAUUGCAUACUUUAUUUCUUUGAAAUCGUUUAUUUCAUUUGCGACCUGCCGUUCACUAUGUAAUAUAAAGUGAGCAUGUUUUGCAGAUUUUAUCCUUUAGGUGUCUGUGUGAAGUCUCAUAGUCGUGGAGGUGAAAUACCGUCCACCGAAAUGCUGAUGGAAUUGCAUGAAGUAUUUUACCUGUUUUAACUUUGAUUUAGAAACACCACACAGGUGGAUCAGGGGCCUGGAUCACGAAGCUGGGUAUCUCGCAUAGAUGGAUUACUUGUCGGAUUUAAGGUAGUCCAGGCUAAAUUUCAGUGAAUGAAGACAAAGAAUAUUUAAACCAGAGUUCCUUAAAUCAGACACGCUAUCCAAGUAAGCAAGAAAUCUUGCCUCGUGAUACACCGGCCCCUAAUAAGGAAUAUUUUGCAGCUUUUUGCAGCUUGCUUACGAGAGGCGUUUAUGUCUAAGCUCCUUAGCUGUAAAAUGUGACGAUAUUUGGUUAUUCUCAUUAGUCCCUUGUUGAAACACAUGGUGAUCGUUUUACUGUUAGGGCAAAAACGCUCUUUAAGUAACGUAGCACUAAAGUAGGUGAUGUUAAAAUAAUACGCUAAAACAGUGUUGAAGGUGAGUGAAUGAUGAGCCGAACACUGCAGGAUAUUUGGGAAAAUAAUUUGGAGUCACUUUCUGUAACUCAUGAGAAUUCUUGCUGUGACAAUGACAUACUUUUUUAUUUAUACGUAAAGCUCUGUUGAAUAAAAGUUGA